AUGUUGUCUAUUGUCGUUAUCAUUUAUAUUUUAUUAAUUCAACAACCUUAUCAAACGAAUCAAUUAGAAACAAUUCAAACAGCUUUAGCUAGUACUGUCGAAUUACCCUGUUCAGUCGGUCAAAAUAUCGAACCGGCAAAUCCUGCAAAGAUCAUCUGGAUUCGUGAUGAUCGAGCAGAUAUUGUCAGUCUUGAUUCAGUUAUAACAGUAAGAGAUCGUCGUUUAAGUAUUCUUACAAUGGAUAGUAUUGAUCGUGAAGAACGUAUUUUACGUAUAAUUAAUGUUGAAGAACAAGAUCAAGGUUUAUAUCGUUGUGUACGUGGUGAUAUUACAUUAAAUGAAGUUUUUCUUGAUGUACUCCUACCACCAAGAAUCAUUUCUCAUUCACCGGAACAUAUGCGUAUGACAGUUCGCGAAGGUCGAAAUGGUCGAUUUUCUUGUACAGCAUCCGGUCGACCAGUACCCGUUAUUCUUUGGCAUGUCAAUGGUCUAUCGAGGCCAGCAACAGUUACAACAAGUAUGUCAUAG
Messenger RNA from Rotaria sordida, 528 nucleotides. Lineage: Eukaryota; Metazoa; Rotifera; Eurotatoria; Philodinida; Philodinidae. The record is from the annotation of a GenBank genome assembly.